Molecule: messenger RNA, 2145 nt
Organism: Venustampulla echinocandica
Lineage: Eukaryota; Fungi; Ascomycota; Leotiomycetes; Helotiales; Pleuroascaceae
Product: putative zinc finger protein 771
Exons: 1
Coding region: 1-2145 (714 amino acids)
Biological process (GO): regulation of transcription by RNA polymerase II
Molecular function (GO): DNA-binding transcription factor activity, RNA polymerase II-specific; RNA polymerase II cis-regulatory region sequence-specific DNA binding
Source: RefSeq, a predicted model, not a curated record
AUGGCCUCGGAGCAAUCUGUUGUGCCAGGAGCUCCUCGUCUCAGCGCGAACCCGUCAGAGUCCGAAAGCACUCCCACCACAGAGACUAUUUCUCACCCCACCUCAGACGCGACACGAACAAAGUCUCUCAAACGAAGUCGCGCGGAGCAGUCGCAGAACAGUACGACUUUGUUCCCGAUCGCAGAUAGUGGGAGGGGGUUUUCUCCGUCGCCGAAGUCGCCGCGGUUCAAGGGCACAUUUACUUCGGGCAUCUCGUCCGUUGAACUGACUGGAGCUGCAGCCUUGGCCGAUGAGCAGCGGGAGCGGGAGCAAAUUCAAAGGGAUCAACAAGGCGCGAUGAGCGGGAAUCCGUCCCACCAGGCACUUACUUCGCUCGUGGCCGGGGGUGGAGCUGGCAUGAGCAAGCCUCAAGAUGCGCCAGUAGCCACAACAAGCAUGAGCGAGGGCAUGUCAGCAGUUGCAAAUGCCAUUUCAAUCCCUAGCCCGAUGCAAUCUGAUGACAGGUCUGAAAUUAGCCCAGCAAGUAUUGCCACACUUGGGAGUAUAGGUAGCACGGCGCAAACGGCAAUAGCUGGUUCAACAACAGUUGCUAGCCCGCAAUCGUUGACAAAUGCCAUUGAGGCAGAGAACCGGGAGAACCGAAUGGGUAACGAGACCCAGAUACAUGCUCAAGGGGAUGAGCCACCUUCAAACCGUGCGCUCACAUUUCCUGGCAACGUUCUUGGUCAACCAGACCCUUCGCGAGCUCCUCCACGGGGAUUAAGCCUACCAAUGCCGGGCCAGCAACUUGCCCCUAGAUCUCCAUCACAGAAGAAACACAAAUGUCCGUAUUGCGAGACAGAAUUUACGCGUCACCAUAAUCUCAAAAGCCAUCUUUUGACCCACAGCCAAGAAAAGCCCUAUGUCUGCCAAACGUGCAACAUGCGAUUCCGGAGACUACACGAUUUAAAACGCCACACAAAAUUACAUACUGGCGAACGCCCUCAUAUUUGCCCUAAAUGCGAUCGCAAGUUUGCUCGAGGCGAUGCGUUGGCGCGUCACAGUAAAGGUCAAGGCGGCUGUGCUGGAAGGAGGGCCAGCAUGGGUAGUUUUGGCGGUGACGAUGAUCUUGAAGGCUCUGCUGGGGAUGGUGACGAAGGAGCCAUGGACGGCGUGAUGUACACGAAUGGAACAUCACACCCUAAUGAAGCUGAAAUGACAGAAGAAGAACGCCGAAGGUUUAGCCUCCCGAGUAUCAAAACACAACAUGUGAGCGGACACCAAGGAGGCGCUGAUAAUUUUGCUCAACAUUCGCGGACUUAUCCCCCUUCUGGGCCCAGGCAUGGGCAACCUACAGGAGGCUUAUAUCCGCCAGUUGCAGACCGAGGCGGAACUUCAAGUACUGGCACCUCUCCAAGUAUGCAGAACAGUGGCAGCGGUCAUACUCCAAAUACGAGUAUAUCCUCUUUACCGCUCAAUACCGCAGGGAGCUCAAUGUAUUCGCAAAGUGGGAUGACCGAGAGUCCUAAGCCUUUGAGCCCGUCUGGCAUGCAUGCGUAUCAACUCGGGCAUGAUCCAUCCUCAAUCAAUAGGCAAAGGUCACCUAGUUUGACCACCCAGUUCCAGCAACAACACUUUGGCCGACGACAAUCCGGGAGGUCAUCACCGCCAGGCAUGUCACUUCCAUCCCCGCAUACCUCGCACGGCCCCACACUUCCUGCGCUGGCAGGUCUAGCGCCUCCGGAUCAGAGAUACACACUAUCAAGCCAAGCAUCCAGCCAACAAAACCCUACCAACGGCUCUCAAGGUGGCCAGCAAGCGCAACAAACAUCUGGGUCUCCACCUCCCAAUACUACGUACCAUCAGCCCUCACAAGGCUCCAGUGCUGGUCGAACUCUUGCCAGCGGCCCCGCUAAUAACCAAGGCAGUGCAAAUAACGACAACAGCACCAAUCUCUUUGCUGGUGGCGAGCGAGUUGUAUUAGCCUACGUCCAGACGCUGGAAGAUAAGGUCAAACAGCUGUCAGACAAGAUCCAGGUGAUGGAAAAUACGGAGAAGAGUCAGGAAGACAAGAUCAAUCGGCUUUCCGAGGAGACCUUCUCCCUUAGAAAUCAACUCCAUGCCCAGAAUCAACCUCAGCACCAACCAGCUUCGGGACAUUCGUAA